GCAUUGUUUCCAACAGCAACCACAUUCAACAACUUCAACAGGUAUCGAUGAUACCUUGAUUAUCUUGAAAAAACCGGCAACUAAGGUUGUGAGGGACAAAAACUAAGAUGUCGAUAGCAAUUGCACAAGCCAAGCACAUCUUUGGUCUUAAACCAGGUGUGACUGGCAACAUUUGCUACCAUGAUGAACAGACCAUUGUUUAUCCCUCUGGGGCAAAUUGUAUUUUAUACAACAUUGACCAAAAGUCACAGAAGUUCAUUCCUGGCACGGAUAAAAGUGAGGGUAUGACAGCUUUGGCUGUGAGUCCAAACAGAAGAUAUGUGGCAAUUGCUGAAAAAGGAGAAAAGCCAACAAUUACAAUAUACGAUCUUCACAGUCUCCGGAAAAGGAAAGUCCUUAGCUCUCCAGAUGUUCAGUCAAAUGAAUUUGUCAGCUUGGCAUUCUCACCUGACUCUAAAUACUUGGUUGCUCAAGGCGGAAAACCUGACUAUACAUUGCUGUAUUGGACGUGGGAGAAAUCUAAAGUAAUGGCUGGCACAAAAACAUCCAAUCCCCAGACCAGUCCUCCAGUGUAUCAGGUAAGCUUCAAUCCUCAAGACAACACUCAACUGUGUGUUGUCGGAAAUGGCAUCUUCAAGCAUUUCCGCUACAGUGAAGGAAACCUCAAAACUUUCAACUUCCAAAAGAUGGAACCACAAAACUAUCUCUGCCAUGCCUGGGUUUCUGAAGAGCGAGUUAUUGUUGGUACUGACACUGGACGACUGCUACUGUUUGAAGCUGGAGAAUUAAAGAAUGAAUUUAACAUUGGCGCUCAACAAAGAGAAGCUGGACGGCCAAAUGAAGGAGAGGAGGUUUCCAGCAUCCCAGUCAUUCCACAGGUUUCAGCCAUUGUGGCUUACUCAAAGGGAUUUGCUUGCUCCUGUGGACCUGGCACCGUACAUUUAUUUGAGAAAACAGAUGACAAAGACUUUUUCAAGAAAACAAGAGAAAUCAAGAUCCCACCAGACAACAACAGUGCUGACCCGACCAAAGCCCAACAACAGCUGAUUACUUGUCUGACCGUCAGUCCGUCUGAGGAGACCCUUGUGGCCAGUACUGACCUCAGCCAACUCUACUACCUAACACUGCCCAGUGCUGACCUUGGAAAGAGUGAAGGAGAUCAGGCUCAUUUUGAGGUUCUGGCCCAAUCCUUUCACUACGGUCAGAUCACAGGGCUGGAUGUUUGUAUCAGGAAGCCACUGAUUGCUACAAGCUCACACGACAGAUCUGUUCGCAUCUGGAACUACGAAAACUGUAACCUGGAGCUGCAUAAGGAGUUUGCAGAGGAAGCGUACAGUAUCGCCCUGCAUCCCUCUGGCCUGUACAUCUUAGUGGGCUUCAGUGACAAACUCCGUCUGAUGAACCUCCUCAUCGACGACAUCAGGACCUUCAAAGAAUUCACCAUCCGUGGGUGCAGAGAGUGUGGCUUUAGCAAUGGUGGAAACUUGUUUGCCGCAGUGCACAGCAAUGUCAUCCAAAUCUACUCCACCUCGACAUUUGAAAAUACCUCAAACCUAAAGGGUCACAAUGGUAAAGUUCGGUCAAUUGUGUGGAGUUCUGACGACAGCAAGAUGGUGUCCUGUGGUGGAGACGGAGCUGUCUAUGAGUGGGAGACCUACUCAGGGAAGAGAGUCGGGGAGAGUGUGCUCAAGUCCUGUGGCUAUACUGGAGUGGCUGUCACACCAGACGGAAAAGCCACUUUUGCAGUUGGUUCUGACAAGACUCUGAAAGAGAUUGCAGAUUCACAGAUCCUGCGCCAGAUUGAAGCUGGUGACAUGACCUUGAGUAGUGUAGCUUUGUCCCAUUCCGGCCGUAUGUUGUUUGCUGGUACUGUGAAAGGAACACUGUGGUCACUCAAAUUUCCCCUCAACCCACCAGGAGAGUGGACAGAACAUUCGGGUCAUGGAAGUCAGAUCACCAAGAUGAAGAUCAGCUACGACGACCAGUACCUGGUUACAGUGUCUGAGGAUGCCUCUGUCAUCCUGUGGAAGAUCCAAGAUAAGGAGGGGCGUGGCCUGAAACGGGACAAGGAAGUGGGAUGGGCUGAGGAAAUCCUCAUCACUAAGAGUGACCUAGAGGAAAAGAACACAAUGAUGAGUGACCUGAAGACAAGGAAUGAUGAACUGAAGCUUGAGAAUGAUUACCAGCUACGUCUGAAGGACAUGAAUUACAACGAAAAGAUCAAGGAACUCACGGAGAAGUUUAUCCAGGAAAUGGAAGCAUUGAAAACUAAGAAUCAGGUUCUGAAGACAGACAAAGAUAAGGAGGAGGCAAAGCAUGAGGAAGAGAUGAGAGAGGUCAUGGAUAAACACACUAAAGAGCUUCAGGAUCUCGAGUCGGCCAACAACCAGAAGCUGAUGUUGGAGUAUGAGAAAUUCCAGGAGCAGCAGAGUAAAACUAUGAAAAUGCAGGAGGAAUACGAUCGUCUACUCCAGGAAAAAGAGGAAAGCAAGAUGAGGGCUAUGGAGGAACUGACAGAGUAUUACGAGACAAAACUCCAGGAGAAAACAACUCAACUGGAACAGGCUCAUGAUGAGGCCAGGCAGUCACUGAAGGAAUACGAAGAAACUAAAAAACAGAUUGAGGAGGACGCUGAUAGGGAAAUCCUUGACAUCAAGAACAACUACGAGAUCAGACUGCGUGCUGAAAAGGAGGACAACAUCAAACUGAGGGGAGAAAGUGGAAUCAUGAAGAAAAAGUUUACAAGUCUCCAGCGAGAGAUUGACGAUCACAAAGAGGAAAUUAAGAAGUUCCAGGCAGAGACUCAGAAACAGACCAAUGUGAUUCGUAAUAUGGAAAAAGACAUCAUGGGUCUGAAGAAGGAGAUACAAGAGAGAGAUGACACCAUUCAAGACAAGGAAAAGAGAAUCUAUGACUUGAAGAAGAAGAACCAGGAAUUGGAGAAGUUCAAGUUUGUGCUGGACUACAAGAUCAAGGAACUGAAGAAACAGAUUGAGCCAAGGGAAAACGACAUCAAGAGAAUGAAGGAUCAGAUCCAGGAGAUGGAGAGUGAACUGGAGAGGUUCCACAAACAGAAUACACAGCUUGAGCUUAGCAUAAAGGAGCUCACCCAGAAACUCCGGGCCACCGACAAAGAGAUGCACCAGGAGAGACAGAAGGUACGCGAUGUAGAGGCAGUGGUGAAGAGGUUCAAGACUGAUCUACACAACUGUGUGGGCUACAUACAGGACCCCAAGAUGUUGAAGGAAAGCAUUAAGGCUCUGUACUCAAAACACGUUCAGGAGGAUGUGACGGAAUCUGCAAGUGUGGACGCUGACAUACAGAAGGAAUACAGUAGGCAGCGAGAACACCUGGAAAGAUCUGUAGCCUCACUCCGCAAGAAGCUUUCCAAGGAUUCUGAAAUACAUAGAGCCGAUAAUGUCAGGAUCAUGCAGGAAAAUGUGUCCUUGAUCAAGGAAAUCAAUGAUUUACGUCGGGAGCUCAAGAUAGCUAGAACACAAAUCCACGACCUUGAGGCAGCAAUGGGACUCCACAGCAAGAAGAACAAAAAUGACACGGCAGCCAUUGCUGCUAUCACUGCUAAAGGACCAAGUGCUCUUAUGGAAAAAGAUAUGGAGGAAAAGAAUAAAAUGAUUGAGAUGCAGAUGGUAGAAAUUCGACGUUUACGUUCCGAGAUAUCCGACUUAGAUUUUGGCUCUCGACCUCCGUCAUCACACCGUCUACCACCCGUACAGUUAGUGUCAUGAUCACCCGAACACUUUACUCAAGUGGAAUUGUCAUGAGAAAUUUUGUGAUCAUGCUUAGGGUUGCUGAGUACAGUGUAUAAGAAAAUGGAGAAUGAAAAUCUGCAACUCUUGCGUAGAACAUUCAUCACAUAUUCUCAAACUAUGUGCUUUGUGUAUGUCAAAAUAUCUGAACCCUUGGUAUGGUGAAUAUCUGUAUACUAACUUUUCAUAAACUUGUGUGUUAAUCAUGCAAAGCUGUUUUUUGAUAAAAUGUUGUUAAGAAUCCUGUUGGAUACCUGCAACUUACUUUUGUAAAAUACAUUUUUGGAAAACUUUAUUCAAGCUCAUUCCAGAGAAAUUUUGAAAAAUAAAAUUUCUCUUCAACCACUAAUAUUGUUUGCGAAGCACAAUGUUAGCAAAUAAUUUUGAUAAUUGAACAUGGUACUUACGUUACUUCUGCUGACUAGCUGCUUCUUGACUUUAUAUAUUGAUUCAUAGCCACAGUAACGUGCCAGAUAUGAUUUUACAUAUAAAGACAUCUUUACAAAAAUUAUUCUUCUCAAAAUGUAAUAUCUGAUUGUACUGUGUUGACGCUCUGAGAGAUAUCUGGAUAUAUUUGUAUAUUUUAUCUUUUAUGAGGUAUUUUUUAUGUAAUGACAGGUUUCAUUCAGGCUGUGAUAGAUAAAGUAAAUAAUUAUGAGUGUUUAUCAUAAAUUUCCUGAAAGCUUUUGUGAUAUUUUUUACAUUCGUUUUACAUAUAAAUUCUGAAAUCAUUGUUCACAUUAAUAUUUUCAAUUUGGAGAAUUUUGAAAAUGUUAAAAGUUGCAUUUUGGAAUUCUAGAAUUAUUUAUGAAAUGAAUUUAAAGUAGCUAUGAGUUGUAUUAGCGCCUUAAAACCUUAAACCUGGGACCCAAGGUUUGGGUGUGAGCUGACAAAAGAUUUUCAGGAAAAUAUCCGUCCAAAAGUGUGCAGUAUUCCUGUAAAUUGUGUAAAUACAAAUUUAAUAUGAUUAAGUAGUUAUGGUAGACCACACUAUUUAUGUGGAAUUACUGUAAAAUCAUGUGAAUUCUGUGAUAAUCUUAUGUAUAAAAAGUAAUAAAAAUAUGGAAAUAGU
Molecule: messenger RNA, 4839 nt
Organism: Mizuhopecten yessoensis (Yesso scallop)
Lineage: Eukaryota; Metazoa; Mollusca; Bivalvia; Pectinida; Pectinidae
Product: cilia- and flagella-associated protein 57-like
Exons: 20
Coding region: 108-3746 (1212 amino acids)
Molecular function (GO): protein binding
Source: RefSeq, a predicted model, not a curated record